CAUGAGCUAGAAACAUCCACUACGUCAUAUGGCAGCUAAUAAUUUAGACAUAGAUUAGUAAAUGUUUGUGGUAAAACUGAUAACGAGUAUCGGUUAGAAUAUCGAUGAGUAACAAAACAGAGUUUAGUGCAGGUAUGAAGGCACACGAGUCGAUUACACGCCGAACACUCGAAACGUCAACCUCGACAGAAGUGGAAAUUAGUUUAGUCAGUGGUUCAUAGAUUUCAGCGAAUCAUUCAUGAAUUCUCUCGGUUGUCGAUGCGAUUUUUCCGAAGAGUCGAAGCAAGAUAAUCUCCAGGACAUCCCACAGUCCAAUGUUCGCCAAUUCAAUUUGAAUCUCGUGUCUCUGUGUCUCGGUGCGGCAAGCAUCGGUUUAACCCUGGGCUGGCCAGAGUCAUCAAUAACAUAUCACGUAAACAUAAUCAAGUGCGAUGACAUAUGCUACGACCUCUCCAACGAUGGCAGCUCAACAAUUCACAUGAUCGUUAACCUGGGAUCAUGUUUGGGUGCCCUAGUGCCAGCUUGUCUCGUCAAUAUAUCGGGUCGUCGUCACAGCUUCUGUAUAUCAGCAAUAUCGAGUAUUAUAUUCUGGCUGAUUCUUGGAAUAGCCAGAGACAAUAUCACACUGAUGCUCGGUGCUGCUGUUGGUGGAUUUUCUGCUGGAUUGUUCAUUGUAACAUCGACGAUGUACGUGGGGGAAGUAUCGUCUCCGGAUCAACGUGGUAUUGUUGGUUCAUUGGCAGCAUUUUUUGCCUACCUCGGUAUCGUUAUCAGCACGACCAUUUCCUCGUUCCAUCCUGAUCAGUUGAUUCCACUCCUCAUGUGCACCGUAUCUGUUGGAUUUUUACUGACGAUAUACUUUUGGAUGAUUGAGUCGCCGUAUUAUAUAUACGAGACUGGCAAAACCCUCGAAGCCAAAUUGGCGUUGAAAGCUCUUCGAGGUGCUCACCACGUGCUGGACGUCGAGUUGGAAUACAAAUCGAUGGAAAAGUUCUUCGACGUCAACGAGAAGAAAUUGCAGGAGAGUGGAAAUCCCCUGAAGCUCGUAUUCUCUUCGAGCAGCCGUCGAAUCCCAACAUCCAUCACGAUGCUGUUGCUAUGCAUCAGCCAAUUAGUUGGUAAUUUCGCAAUGGACUUCUACAGUAAAAGCUUUCUCGAUGACUUUCACCCGAAGAUAUCGAAGAUCUUGAUAGCAUCACUGGAUCUGACAUCCGUUGGCAUCUGCGUGUUCUUCAUUGAGAAACUCGGAAGGAAGCCUCUGCUGUUGCUGUCCAUCGGUGGAUCCAGCAUUUGUUGUCUUGUUUUAGCAAUCGACGUUGCUCUCUAUCAAGCUAAUCACGAGCAUAUGCUCUAUUCCAGUGAAAAACUCGUUACUCUUGGUAUCGUCAUCGUUUAUUACGCCUCGUACUCAUUAGGUGUCGCACCAAUUCUUCCUCUUCUCACAAGUGAAGUCUUCUCCAGCAAGAUGAAAACCAUUUCCAUGAGCAUCUGCUUUUCCGUGUUCUAUUUAGCUGUCAUGAUCAAUCAAGCUGUCUUCGAGAUAAUCAAUUUCAAAAAGGGAUUGUAUGUGGCAUUUUUGUCGUUUACACUUGUUGGAUCAUUUGGCCUUUUAUUCGUUAUUGUGUUCUUACCGGAGACCAGGGCCAAGAGCCUGUCGCAGAUUCAGAAUGAAUUGGCUGAUUAUACGUUCUUCGUGGCUUAGAAAAGAAAUACUGAAUGGGGAGAGGUAAAUCGAGCAGUGAAAUAGCUGUGCUCAACGAAAUACGAUUAUUCAAACGGUGGAGGACAGAAUUACACGUUUGAGGUAAUUUAAUGAAUAAUCUAAAUCCAGUCCUGGUGAAAUGGUAAUGGCAAUUGGUUUGCAACUGGAAAAAUGUUCGAUUGAGAGAAUAAAGAUUUUCACUGUCCCUUUCUUAGUCUCUCAUCGAGAUGGAAGAGGGAAUUGAAAUUUGUAUAAAAGUGACAGGUGUUCAUUUCAACUGCUCGAGCGUCAAAUUCAACGAAUUAUUUUACAAAAAAGUAAAAUUCUAUUCAUUCUCAUUUACAUCUGAAUUUUUCGAAUGUGAAGACUUCACCACAACAGUAUUAAAUCAUCAUUGAUCGCUAGUGCAUACUAUUCAUUUAGAAAAUUGUAAUCAAUUAAUUCAGAAAGACAGAAAAUUGUA
Fopius arisanus is the source of this 2165-nucleotide messenger RNA. Its product is annotated as sugar transporter ERD6-like 14. The record is from RefSeq and is a predicted model, not a curated record. NCBI's taxonomy places the organism in Eukaryota, Metazoa, Arthropoda, Insecta, Hymenoptera, Braconidae. The transcript has 4 exons. Gene Ontology annotation, cellular component: membrane. Gene Ontology annotation, biological process: transmembrane transport. Bases 239 to 1702 code for a protein of 487 amino acids. Gene Ontology annotation, molecular function: transmembrane transporter activity.